GCCAAAGUUCUUUUACCGCUCCUUCAGACUCACAGACAUGUAAUCUUCUGCUACCUCAAAUCUCGAAACGAUUUGGAUCAUGGCGCAACCGAGCCGCAGUCUCCUCUGGAUCCUCCUCGCUGUUGGAAUUGUAUUAAAUAUUCAAGAUGCAAACACAGCAGAGGAGGUGGGAAGUCAUGGAGCGGUAAAAAAUCUAAGCAACAGAAAGCUCCAGGUCAUCCCUCAGUGUGAGAAGAACUGCACAGUGACCACCCUGAUCCUGAACGGAAACCAGAUCAGCCUGAAAGAGUCUGACCAGUUACAUUUGGUUAGCUACAGCGCUCUGACUCAACUCUACCUGGACAACAACACAGUGAUGGAGAUAAAGGCGAAGUAUUUCAGCGGAAUGCCACGCCUCAAAGUGCUUUCUCUGUCUGCGAACAAAAUCAGCAGCCUGGACCCAGAGGCCUUCACUGGACUGGAGGCUUUAACUGAACUCGACUUAGCCAACAACUCUCUGUCAAGUGUUCCAAAGCAGCUGCUCAACACACUCAAGAAUCUAGAGGUGAUGAAUGUCGACGGAAACCCCUGGAACUGUUCAUGUGAACUCCUCAGCAUUGCCUCCAAUGCCUCGUGUGCCGCUCCACAAAACAUGCUGGGACUGUCCCUCAACGAAGCUUUAGCCAAGUGUUCUACAACCACAACCAAGCCCCCCUCUCCAACCACACCCCCCCGUCUGAAGUCUGCACCGACCCCACAGCUCAACAAAAGCCUGGAGAAAGACCAGCCCGCCACACACGGUAACUCAUGGAAGUUCACCAUCAGCGUAGUCGCCCUGGGCCUCACCACCGCCACCCUGAUCCUGUGCGCCAUCAAGGGCCCCUCCUGGUACAGACUCUUCCACAACUACCGCCACCGCAGGCUGCAGGACGCCACCCCCGAGCCCACCGGGACCACCGUGUUCCACCAGACGUCCCGGCAACAGCAGACCUACAACUUUGAGGAGGAGGGCGGGAGGAGGAGGAGGACGGGCGACGAAGAGGACGACGAAGAUGGAUACUUUGAAGAUCCGUACAUCAGGAGAGAGGAGUGAGGGGCAGGGCAGUAGUGAACACAGAUCGACCGUGGAGGCUUUUUAAACUUUUUAAAACGUGAUUAGAACGAGCUUACCAACAGAUGCGAUCGAAAAACUGCCACUGGGCCUUAGUGUUUGUUUAUUUGUUGCUCAAUUUCCAAUUCUCAAACUGACUUUUAGUGCAGAAAUCAGCCUCUAGUCUAUUUAAUCUUAUAAAUAAAAGAUGUAUGCUACAUUUAA
Boleophthalmus pectinirostris (great blue-spotted mudskipper) is the source of this 1294-nucleotide messenger RNA. RefSeq names its product leucine-rich repeat-containing protein 19-like. Bases 80 to 1072 code for a protein of 330 amino acids. The transcript is spliced from 7 exons. The record is from RefSeq and is a predicted model, not a curated record. Gene Ontology annotation, molecular function: signaling receptor activity; protein binding. Gene Ontology annotation, cellular component: plasma membrane. Gene Ontology annotation, biological process: positive regulation of non-canonical NF-kappaB signal transduction; interleukin-8 production. Lineage: Eukaryota; Metazoa; Chordata; Actinopteri; Gobiiformes; Gobiidae.